CAGUAUAUCUUUUACAGGCAGUGAUGGGGCAGAUACAGAAGAGAGACUGGUGGAGCAUCUUCUUAAUCCAGCCCAUUACAACAAACUGAUCCGACCAGCGACUAAUGGUUCAGAACUGGUGACAGUACAGUUAAUGGUCUCGCUGGCACAGCUCAUCAGUGUGCAUGAGAGAGAACAGAUCAUGACCACCAACGUCUGGCUUACACAGGAGUGGCAGGACUAUCGGCUAAUAUGGAACCCAGAUGAGUUUGAUGGCAUGAAGAAGGUCCGUCUUCCCUCCAAACAUAUUUGGUUACCUGAUGUUGUUCUUUACAACAAUGCUGAUGGCAUGUAUGAGGUGUCUUUCUACUCCAAUGCUGUCGUUUCCUACGAUGGAAGCGUCUUCUGGUUGCCACCAGCGAUCUAUAAGAGUGCCUGUAAAAUUGAGGUGAAGCACUUCCCUUUCGACCAGCAGAACUGCACGCUGAGUUUCCGCUCGUGGACCUAUGACCGCACAGAAGUGGACCUGGUUCUGCGUGCGGAUGUGGCUAGCAUGGACGAUUUCACACCCAGCGGCGAGUGGGACAUCAUUGCUCUCCCCGGCCGUCGAAACGAGAACCCCUCAGACCCAACCUAUGUAGACAUCACCUAUGACUUCAUCAUCCGGCGCAAACCCCUCUUUUACACCAUCAACCUCAUCAUACCUUGUGUCCUCAUCACCUCGCUGGCCAUCCUAGUGUUCUACCUUCCAUCGGACUGCGGGGAGAAGAUGACACUCUGCAUCUCUGUGCUCCUGGCCCUCACUGUGUUCCUGCUGCUGAUCUCCAAAAUCGUGCCGCCCACGUCUCUUGACGUCCCUCUGGUCGGGAAGUAUCUGAUGUUCACCAUGGUGCUUGUCACAUUCUCCAUUGUGACAAGCGUGUGCGUGCUGAACGUGCAUCAUCGGUCGCCCACCACACACACAAUGCCUCCAUGGGUGAAGUUGGUGUUCCUCAACAAGUUACCCGCCUUGCUCUUCAUGCGGCAGCCACGCAACAGCAGCGAGCGGCAGCGUUUGCGCCAACGCCGGCGUGCCAACGAACAGCAGGAAGGUGGGAGAGGGGGUCUGGCAGCUGGGCUCAUGGCGGGGCUGGGCCUGGGUGGCUCUUCAACGGGGAGCAAAGAGAACAAUGAAGCGUGCACAUGCUAUGUAAACCGGGCCUCAGUUAAACAGUUUGGGGCAGAGUUGGGUGUUGGGGGUGGUGGAGGGGGGUCGACAGAUGGACUAAAUGGGAUAAGGGAAGGAGGGAGAGAGGCCAGGGAAGGAGGUUCAAAUCCUUUGCAAAGCUCUGCUCUACCUCGGGCAAAGCCGCAGCCCCCUACGGUCCUCACCCAGGCUCUGCUGGCCCAGGCCUGCCCAGGGUUCGAAGAGGCUGUAGACGGAGUCCGCUUCAUCGCAACCCACAUGAAGAGCGAGGAUGACGACCGUAGUGUGAGUGAGGACUGGAAGUAUGUCGCCAUGGUGAUCGAUCGUCUGUUUCUCUGGAUCUUUGUGUUUGUGUGUGUCUUUGGAACAAUCGGGAUGUUCCUUCAGCCUCUGUUCCAAAACUACACAGCCAAAACUAUCACCAGCACACCCGGCUGACUGACCCGCCACAACAAUGGACGCUAUACACCAUCAUUUGUGAUAGGAGGGCGAAGGGAGGAGGGGGGGUCUGCCGAAGGAGAGGGCAAAUGUCACUCUGGACUAACCUUAGGUUUAUACAAACUUUUUUUGGAAUCUCACAAAGAGUGGAGAUUUAGUCCAGGAUACUCUUACAGGCCUCUUAUCCAGUCCACCUUCCCCUUCUUUUAGGUGAAAAACCACACAAGCCAAUUGGAGAGAACGGAAACACCUGUUUACUUUGCUCAGCAGCCAAUCAGCACUCUUCUCUGCAAAUAGAAAAGCCAUCCACCGCCCACAAGCUCCGAAACGAGCAGUCUGCUUCCUCAAGAGUCACGUGACUUGUUACCUGUACAUGCAAGUUAGUCAGACAGGGAUGAACUUAAAUGCCCAUCAUUU
Molecule: messenger RNA, 2020 nt
Organism: Carassius auratus (goldfish)
Lineage: Eukaryota; Metazoa; Chordata; Actinopteri; Cypriniformes; Cyprinidae
Product: neuronal acetylcholine receptor subunit beta-2-like
Exons: 5
Coding region: 134-1603 (489 amino acids)
Biological process (GO): monoatomic ion transmembrane transport
Cellular component (GO): postsynaptic membrane
Molecular function (GO): transmembrane signaling receptor activity; acetylcholine-gated monoatomic cation-selective channel activity
Source: RefSeq, a predicted model, not a curated record